UAUGGUAAUUUCUUUCCGAGGACGCAAGCUGGUCAGAUAUUCUCAAUGAUGUACGCAUUUUGUGGUAUACCGUUGGUGUUCACGAUUUUGUUGGAAUGGGGCUUUCUGUAUUUCACAUGGAUUGAGUACUUCUGGAAAUGGAUCAACCAGAAAAUGUUCUCGCACAGUAUGGAAGCACAUCUGAAGAAACGUAUUGCCAAAGAACGGUAUAUUAUUUGCGUAUGA
Molecule: messenger RNA, 225 nt
Organism: Anisakis simplex (herring worm)
Lineage: Eukaryota; Metazoa; Nematoda; Chromadorea; Rhabditida; Anisakidae
Source: the annotation of a GenBank genome assembly